Messenger RNA from Anguilla rostrata (American eel), 3699 nucleotides. It is a transcript of the gene uba7, whose product is annotated as ubiquitin-like modifier activating enzyme 7. Gene Ontology annotation, cellular component: nucleus; cytoplasm. NCBI's taxonomy places the organism in Eukaryota, Metazoa, Chordata, Actinopteri, Anguilliformes, Anguillidae. Gene Ontology annotation, biological process: DNA damage response; protein ubiquitination; ubiquitin-dependent protein catabolic process. The transcript is spliced from 25 exons. Gene Ontology annotation, molecular function: ubiquitin activating enzyme activity. The record is from RefSeq and is a predicted model, not a curated record. The coding region runs from base 152 to 3187 and encodes 1011 amino acids.
UAUUCAUCUGAGAGAAACGAAAGUAAAAUGUUUGGUCACUUUCUUUUUUGCUUUCGUAUUCCAUGAAAGGAGCUGUUUGAAUUCAGGUCAUCAUUUGUUCUGAAACAAAAUUUAGAAUAAAGAGUAAGGAGCCAUCGAACACCAGAUCAAUAUGUCACGUAAUGCGGAUAUCGACGAGGGACUCUACUCCCGGCAGCUGUAUGUGCUGGGUCACGAGGCCAUGCAUCGCCUGAAGACAGCCGACAUUCUUAUUGCUGGAAUGCGUGGGCUAGGUGUGGAAAUAGCCAAGAACAUCAUUCUGGCAGGAGUCAAAUCUGUAACAAUUCAGGAUGAAGGUUUGACACAGUGGCCUGACCUGUCUUCUCAGUUCUACCUGGGGGAAUCAGAUGUGGGCCAGAACCGGGCUGAGUGUUCGCUGCCUCAUUUGUGUCAACUCAAUGCCUAUGUCAAAGUGUCUGCCUACACUGGCCCACUCACAGAGGACUUUCUGGCCCAGUUCCAGGUGGUGGUGCUCACUGACAGCUCCCUGGAUGAGCAGUGUCGCUUUGGGGACUUUUGUCACUCCAAUGAAAUCAAAUUCAUUGUGGCUGACACAAAAGGUCUUUGUGGACAGCUCUUCUGUGACUUUGGAAAGGAGUUUGAGGUGAUGGAUGCUAAUGGAGAACCUCCCAUUUCCGCUAUGAUUGCUCAUAUCUCGAAGGGAAAUCCUGGCAUUGUCACAUGCACAGAUGAGGGGAGACAUGGGUUUGAAGAUGGAGGUUAUGUGACCUUUUCUGAUAUCAGAGGCAUGACAGAACUCAACAGCUGUGGGCCAGUCAAGGUGAAAGUCCUGGGCCCUUAUAGCUUCAGCAUUGGUGACACUUCAGCUUUCUCUGAAUAUAAGAGAGGAGGAGUUGCCACAGAGGUCAAGAGGUCAAUGAAAUUUACCUUUGAACCCCUCAGAAAAUCUAAGAUGCACCCUAAGAUGGUAAUGACGGACUAUGGGAAACCAGAGAAACAUGAAACACUGCACUGGGCUUUCCAAGCCUUGCAUGCCUUUGUGAAGACCAAUCAAAGAUUGCCCAAGGCCAGAGCUCAGACAGACGCUGAAACACUGCUCUCCAUGGUGAGGCAGCUGAAAGAGGAGGCCCAGCUGCAGCAGCUGGAUGAGGACCUCGUGCGCAAGCUGUCCUUCACUGCCAGGGGGGACCUGGCCCCUGUCAACGCUUUCAUCGGGGGCCUAGCUGCUCAGGAAGUGAUGAAGGCCUGCAGUAGGAAGUUCACUCCUCUGCAGCAGUGGCUGUACUUCGAUGCUCUGGAGUGCCUGCCUGAAGAGGACGAACAAGCACAGGUCCUAACUGAAGAGGCCUGUGAACCUAGAGACAGCCGGUACGAUGGACAGAUAGCAGUGUUUGGAAAAGCCUUCCAGGAGAAACUGGCCAUGCAGAAGUACUUCCUGGUAGGGGCAGGUGCCAUUGGCUGCGAACUGCUGAAGAACUUUGCAUUGAUUGGUCUGGGUGCUGGAGAGGGCGGGCACAUCACUGUCACGGACAUGGAUUCCAUUGAGCGGUCAAAUCUGAAUAGACAGUUUCUAUUCAGGCCCCAAGACAUUGGAAUGCUGAAAUCGGAGGUGGCCGCGAGGGCGACCGUGGGCAUUAACCCCUCCAUGCAGAUCACGGCGCACCAGAACCGAGUGGACCCAGGCAGCGAGGUGGUCUACGGGCACCAGUUCUUCUCCGAUCUGGACGGAGUGGCGGCGGCCCUGGAUAAUGUGGAAGCGAGAGUCUAUCUGGACGGACGGUGUGUCAUGCAUCAGAAGCCUAUGCUGGAAGGUGGCACACUAGGAAGCAAGGGCCACACACUGGUUGUCGUACCCUUCCUGACAGAAUCGUACGGGCCGGCCAAGCCGGGGUCUGAGAAAGAGAUUCCACUCUGUACCCUGAAGAACUUUCCCUACCGCAUUGAGCACACACUGCAGUGGGCCAGAGACCAGUUUGAGGGACUCUUCAAGCAGCAAGCUGAAAAUGUGAACCAGUACCUGGAUGAUGACGGCUUCCUGCAGCGCACCCUGGAAAGGGGGGAGGCAGAGGCUCUGGAGAUCCUGCAAGGGCUGUGCCAAAGCAUUGAGGAUCAGCGUCCAGGGGGCUGGGAGGACUGCGUGGGGUGGGCCCGUCGUAAAUGGGAGACCCUCUACAACAACGACAUCCGGCAGCUCUUGCACUGCUUCCCCAGUGAACAGAUGACAAGCUCUGGCUUGCCCUUCUGGUCAGGCCAAAAGAGAUGUCCCCAUCCUUUGACAUUUGACCCCAACAAUACCACCCAUAUGGACUACAUCGUAGCAGCGGCUAACCUCUACGCUCAGAUCUACGGGAUUGAGGGUACGCGAGAUCGCACAGCUAUAGGGAAGGCCCUGCAGCAAGUCCAGAUUCCCAACUUCACGCCAAGAUCCGGAGUGAAGAUCCAUACCACUGACCAGGAAAUGGAAAAUGACAAGGGAGAUGUGGACGAGGACUUGCUGGAGCGUCUGAAAGGGAGGCUUUCUUCACGCCCAGAACAGAAGAACUCCUUCAGGAUGCAUCCGGCUGAAUUUGAGAAGGAUGAUGACACCAAUUUCCACAUGGACUUCAUUGUUGCAGCGUCGAACCUGAGGGCUGAGAACUAUGAUAUCCCCCCUGCUGACUGGCACAAGAGCAAGCUGAUUGCCGGCAGGAUCAUCCCAGCCAUCGCUACAACAACGGCGGCGGUGGCAGGUCUCAUGUGUUUGGAGCUGUACAAGGUGGUUCAGGGUCACAGAAACAUAAGGUCCUUCCGCUCGGCCUACAUCAACAUGGCCGUCCAGCACUACGUCAUGUCUGAGCCCUUCAGAGCCCCCACAUACUAUGUUGCUGGAAAGAAGUACUCCCUGUGGGAUGAUUUCCCAGUGCAGGGCAUGAGCGCAUCUCAGAAGGAAAUGACCUUGAGGGAGCUCUUUGCCCACAUUAAGCGAGAGCACAACUUGGAGAUAACCCAUCUGUUUUAUGGACCUGCCAUGCUGUACUACAACGGCGCCAAUGUGGAAAGACUGGAACAAAGUGUGUCCGAUGUGGUGCGCACUGUUACCAAGACUGAGAUCCCAGCACACCAGCAGGUCCUGGAGUUCACCGCCUCAUUCGCUGAAGAUGAGGAGGACAGUGAGACCGCCCCACCCAUCCGGUACCGCUUCAGAUGAAGUCAGCCUGAUUCAGCCGGCCUCAAAGAGGACCUGGAGGAAGAGCCAAAGGCAUCACCAUAAGGAUCUGCCUAUAAAAUUAAAUCACCAAUAAAUUGAUGUUUUGAUUGCUGAUUACUGAACUUGCCAAUCUGUGAUUAUGAGGGAAGUGUGUGGAAAAAAUCUAUCCAUAUUAAAAUAUGUAUGCUUUAGCCUUUUGGAUUGUUAUGGUUUAACUAUCUCAGGAAGUAAAAAUCAUGUCCUUUAUUAUUAUUACUGUGUAUUCUCUUGUAAUCAUUCCUCACUUAUAUCUUAAGAUUUAGCCAUAGCUUUACUGGCUUAGCCUUAAAAAUUAGCCAAAGCUUUAUUGUGUGAGCUAGACUUGAUGUUCAUGGCUAAGGAUAACUGACCUUAGACAGAAUUGUGCCUCAUCUGACCAGUGUUUGUAUUUUUUUCUGAUGACCUUCGGAAUGCACUUAUUGUACGUCGCCUUGGAUAUGAAGUGUCUGACAAAUAAAAUGCUAUGUAAUGUG